AUGGCAGACCAGUGUGAUGGAGACCAUCCAUAUGUGGAUGUCAGCAUGAUAAAGUUCCCAGGAGAACGUAAAACAUUCCCUAGCUGGGAAAUAGGUGUUAAAGUGACCAUUGUGGCAAGCAUGGAGUUGAUAGCCAUUGUAGGAAACUUACUUAUCAUUCUGAUCGUUUGGCAGAAUAAGAAGAUGAGGACAGUGACUAACUACUACAUAGUUAACAUGGCCGUGUCCGACCUGUUUGUCGCCUCGUUCUCAAUAUGGAUGCAUCUGGUUGAUGAUGUGACUGAAGGAUGGACAGUCGGCGGGUUCAUGUGUAAAUUCAACCCAUUCGUCCAAAUUACUGCUAUGUGUGCUAGUGUGUUUACACUGAUGGCCUUGGCAUGUGACAGAUUUUUUGCCAUCAUGUUCCCAUUGAAGUCGAGAGUAACUCAAAGGAAAGUCAGCAUUGUUGCGGUAUUUGUGUGGUUAUCCUCUAUUUCCAUCGGCAUACCUGUGCUUUUCGUCUAUACAUACACCGAACGUAAAUGGAGCGACUUUACGGAGAAAUUCUGUACGGACGUGUGGCCCGCUGUGCAGGAGGCGGACGGAGACUGUGACAGUGGGCGACAGUCUCGACGUGCCUUUUGGACAUGUGUCGUUGUUGUUCUUAACUGGAUCCCAUUGGUCGUAAUGACAAUAACAUACAGUGUCCUUUUCGUAAGACUCCGCAAACAGAAAAUAGUGCCAAGUACUGGGUCGAUAUCUAUGUCAUCGGUUCAACAAAAGUCUAAGAAAAAGGUUGUGAAGAUGUUAUUUGCAGUCCUCCUAGCGUUCAUAUUCUGCACCAUUCCUUUCCAAGUGGCGAAAUUGUACGAGCUCUACAGAGAAGUAGAGGAUCAGACGGGAAACAGCAAGCUACCAGACUGGUACAAUCCUGUGUAUUUCGCCGCAGUAACGCUUUUGUACGCAAACAGUGCCAUCAACCCCAUGGUGUACGGCGGUAUGAACGAAAAUUUCCGGAAUGGUCUUAAGGACAUUAUCAGCAGCAUAUUUACCAAGCAUGGAAGCCACAGACGUGACUCCGGCAGAAGUCUUAACAUCUCUGAGACUAGACAAUCUGUUAUCAGCAAAUACAACGGCAGCAUGCACAGAGAUUCCAUACAAGCAUUUUCCAACGCGGAAAUCCAAGAAGGAUCAGAUACUUUGGACAAAGUGAAUGAUUCCAAACACAAGGAAAGUGAUAACAUGUCAAAUGGAUGCAUCAACCAAUCUAUGGAGUUAUAA
Ylistrum balloti is the source of this 1260-nucleotide messenger RNA. RefSeq names its product QRFP-like peptide receptor. The transcript is spliced from 4 exons. Gene Ontology annotation, cellular component: membrane. The record is from RefSeq and is a predicted model, not a curated record. Gene Ontology annotation, biological process: G protein-coupled receptor signaling pathway. Lineage: Eukaryota; Metazoa; Mollusca; Bivalvia; Pectinida; Pectinidae. The coding region runs from base 1 to 1260 and encodes 419 amino acids. Gene Ontology annotation, molecular function: neuropeptide Y receptor activity.